AUGGAACCAGCGGAAUUGGAAUUCAUUGGGGAAAACUCUCUUAUAGGUGUGAUUCCCAAUUUUAAUCACGAUGCAAUUUACCUCAUAUCCGGCACAAUUGAACCGUUUCGCGGCGGAACUCCAUUAUACGUUCCGUUAUGGUUAGGAAUUCAUCUUCGGCAACAACAAAAAUGUCGCAUUGUACCGCCCAGCUGGAUGGAUGUUGAUUUACUUGAGGACAUCAAAGAAACCGAAAAUCGGGUCGGCACAUUUACCAAAAUGCCAAGCGCGAAUUACAUGGUGGAAGCGAAAUUGAUUCUUAAUACCGCUCCGGAAGACGUACCUGCAUCGGAUGUAAUUAAAACGCUCAUCAAAGAUAUUUACGAUGUACGCUGCGCUAAAUUGCGCACUACAGUUGAAAACUUCAUCAAAAGUGAAGGAACGCACCUGGUUAACUUGGAAAAUAUCACCGUAUUCGAGCUGCACACGAUACAACCUUUGCUGCCGCAUGCGAUGGAUUUUCUCGGGCGUGUAGAACAAACGAAGAAAACAAUUCGAUCAAUGAACUCAACUUCGCAAUCCUUCAUAGGUGGAAGCAGUGGACUUGGGUCAUCGGGCACUUCCAGACAGUGGUAG
Messenger RNA from Anopheles nili, 615 nucleotides. It is a transcript of the gene Psf2, whose product is annotated as probable DNA replication complex GINS protein PSF2. The record is from RefSeq and is a predicted model, not a curated record. Gene Ontology annotation, cellular component: GINS complex; nucleus. NCBI's taxonomy places the organism in Eukaryota, Metazoa, Arthropoda, Insecta, Diptera, Culicidae. Bases 1 to 615 code for a protein of 204 amino acids. Gene Ontology annotation, biological process: DNA replication; double-strand break repair via break-induced replication. The transcript is spliced from 2 exons.